AUGACACCGGACAUCCAGGCCCCUUUCCUCUUCCUGCUGCUGUUGUUCCCAGUGCUUACAGGCCACAGCGGCACCUUGACUACGACCAGCAGCCCUGCCCCAACCCCAGCUGCCUCUCCAGGCCAUGAUAGUUUCCCAUCCCUGACCAGCAGCCCUGCCCCAAGCCCGGCCGCCUCUCCCGGCCACGACGGCGCCUCGACUCCGACCGGCAGCCCUGCCCCAAGCCCGGCCGCCUCUCCCGGCCACGACGGAGCCUCGACUCCGACCGGCAGCCCUGCCCCAAGCCUGGCUGCCUCUCCCGACCACGACAGCGCCUCGAUUCCGACCGGCAGCCCUGCCCCAAGCCUGGCUGCCUCUCCCGACCACGACAGCGCCUCGAUUCCGACCGGCAGCCCUGCCCCAAGCCUGGCUGCCUCUCCCGACCACGACAGCGCCUCGACUCCGACCGGCAGCCCUGCCCCAAGCCCGGCCGCCUCUCCAGGCCACAGCGGCACCUUGACUACGACCAGCAGCCCUGCCCCAACCCCAGCUGCCUCUCCAGGCCAUGAUAGUUUCCCAUCCCUGACCAGCAGCCCUGCCUCAAGCGCUACUGCCUCUCCAGGCCACGAUGGCACCUUGUCUCCAGCCAGCAGCCCUGCCCCAAGCCCGGCCGCCUCUCCAGGCCACGACGGCGCCUCGACUCUGACCGGCAGCCCUGCCCCAAGCCCGGCCGCCUCUCCAGGCCACAGUGGCACCUUGACUACGACCAGCAGCCCUGCCCCAACCCCAGCUGCCUCUCCAGGCCAUGAUAGUUUCCCAUCCCUGACCAGCAGCCCUGCCUCAAGCGCUACUGCCUCUCCAGGCCACGAUGGCACCUUGUCUCCAGCCAGCAGCCCUGCCCCAAGCCCGGCCGCCUCUCCAGGCCACGACGGCGCCUCGACUCCGACCGGCAGCCCUGCCCCAAGCCCGGCCGCCUCUCCCGGCCACGACGGCGCCUCGACUCCGACCGGCAGCCCUGCCCCAAGCCCGGCCGCCUCUCCCGGCCACGACGGCGCCUCGACUCCGACCGGCAGCCCUGCCCCAAGCCCGGCCGCCUCUCCAGGCCACAGCGGCACCUUGACUAUGACCAGCAGCCCUGCCCCAACCCCAGCUGCCUCUCCAGGCCAUGAUAGUUUCCCAUCCCUGACCAGCAGCCCUGCCUCAAGCGCUACUGCCUCUCCAGGCCACGAUGGCACCUUGUCUCCAGCCAGCAGCCCUGCCCCAAGCCUGGCUGCCUCUCCCAGCCAUGACGGAGCCUCGACUCCGACCGGCAGCCCUGCCCCAAGCCCUACUGCCUCUGCAGGUCACCACGGCCCCUCGUCCCCAACCAGCAGUGACACCUCAUCUGUGACCACCAGCUCUACCUUGAGCUCCAUGGUCACUUCAGCACACAAGGGCACCUCAUCCAGGGCUACCAUGACCCCAGUCAGCAAGGGCACUCCAUCCUCAGUUCCCAGCUCUGAAACUGCUGCCUCUGCUGCCAGCCACAUUACCAGGACAGCUGCCAGCAGCACUAGCCCCCAACAGUUGCCUGUUAGGGUCUUCCUGUUCUCCCUCUCUUUUCACAUUACAAACCUCCAGUUUAACUCUUCCUUGGAAGAUCCCCAAACCGGCUACUAUCAGGAGCUGCAGAGACGCAUUUUGGACUUGUUUUCGCAGAUUUAUAAACAGAGGGAGAGGGAUUUUCUGGGCCUCUCAGAGAUCAAGUUCAGGCCAGGAUCUGUGGUGGCAGAAUUAACUCUGGCCUUCCGAAAGAAUACCACUGCCGGAUGGGUGAAGGCACAGCUCAGUCAGCUUGAAGCACGGGCAGUCAAAUAUAACCUGACCAUCACUGAAGUUAGUGUGCGUGAUGCCCUGUCUCCUUCCUCUGCCCAGCCUGGGUCUGGGGUGCCCGCUUGGGGCAUCGCCCUGCUGGUGCUGGUCUGUGUUCUGGUGGCGCUGGCCAUCAUCUAUCUCAUUGCCCUGGUUGUGUGUCAGUGCGGACGAAAGAAAUGUGAGCAGCUGGACAUCUUUCCAACCCUGGAUGCCUACCAUCCUAUGAGCGAGUACUCCACCUACCACACCCAUGGGCGCUAUGUGCCCCCUGGCAGUACCAAACGGAGCCCCUAUGAGGAGGUUUCUGCAGGCAACGGUGGGAACCUCUCUUAUACAAACCUGGCAGUCACUUCUGCCAACUUGUAG
Messenger RNA from Rangifer tarandus platyrhynchus (Svalbard reindeer), 2199 nucleotides. The record is from the annotation of a GenBank genome assembly. Lineage: Eukaryota; Metazoa; Chordata; Mammalia; Artiodactyla; Cervidae.